UUACCAAUCCUAUGUGGCUGAGAAAGAAGCUACGUGGCAGCCCAUGGACCCUUAACAAUUUCCUCCACAGUAUUACGUGGCAAAACCCACAUCUCACACUAGCAAUAGCAUCGAACUUGGUUAGUUAUUACAACUUGCAGCGCACGUUAGAAACCAACCACCCUUGUUCACGUAAAAAGGCGCGAACGUAACAAUAACCCGUAACACUCAAAAUAGAUUCAAACAUAGUUUCCUUUCUCUUCUAUCAUCUCCUUCGUUACGAUGUUAUCCGGGUCGGGUUCAUCGGUGAUGUGGUUUCGGAAAGGUCUUCGGAUCCACGACAACCCGGCGCUACAACUUGCUUCACAAGGCGCGUCUCAUCUCUACCCGCUAUUCGUGGUGGACCCGCAUUAUAUGGAGCCUGACCCGACCUCAUUCUCGCCCGGUUCGUCGCGCGCGGGUCUUAACCGCAUCAAGUUCUUGCUGGAGAGUCUUGUGGACUUGGAUCUCAGCCUCAAGAACCUUGGCUCGCGUUUAUUGGUUCUUAAGGGUGACCCUGCCGAAGUUCUCAUUCGCUGCUUGAAGGAGCAGUGGAACGUCAGAAAGCUAUGUUUUGAGUAUGACACUGAGCCAUAUUAUCAGGCUCUAGAUACUAAAGUAAAGAACUUUGCACUUGGAGCUGGGAUUGAGGUUUUCUCUCCUGUGAGUCACACACUCUUCAAUCCCACAGAAAUUAUAGAGAGGAACGGAGGGAAGCCACCACUUACUUAUCAAUCAUUCACCAAAAUUGCGGGGCAACCACCGCCACCUCUCACAAUCACACACUCUUCUCUUCCUCCCAUUGGUAUUCUUGGGAGCUGUGAUAUUUCUGAGGUUCCUACAAUUGAAGACCUUGGAUAUGGAGAUGCUAAACAGGAUGAAUUCUCUCCUUUCAAAGGCGGUGAAUCGGAAGCGUUGAAGAGGCUGGCAGAAUGCAUGAAAGACAAGGCAUGGGUCGCAACGUUUGAGAAACCAAAGGGUAAUCCAUCUGCAUUUCUUAAGCCCGCAACAACUGUUUUAUCACCUUACUUAAAAUUUGGUUGUCUUUCCUCCAGAUAUUUCUACCGGCAGAUUCAAGAUGUCUAUGAAACCAUGCCGAAGCAUACAUCACCACCUGUGUCUCUUCUAGGACAGUUAUUGUGGAGAGACUUCUUUUACACAGUAGCUUUUGGAACUCCAAACUUUGAUAGGAUGAAAGACAACAAGAUAUGCAAACAGAUUCCUUGGAAGGAUGAUGAUAAACUGUUAGAGGCUUGGAGGGAUGGUCGCACAGGAUUUCCAUGGAUUGAUGCUAUCAUGGUCCAGCUACGUCAAUGGGGUUGGAUGCAUCAUCUGGCACGUCAUUGCGUUGCGUGUUUUCUAACUCGAGGUGAUCUGUUUGUUCACUGGGAGAGAGGACGUGAUGUCUUUGAGAGGCUUCUGAUCGAUGCAGAUUGGGCUAUUAAUAAUGGAAACUGGUUGUGGCUCUCAUGUUCUUCCUUCUUUUAUCAGUAUAAUCGUAUUUACUCCCCGACAUCCUUUGGUAAGAAGUAUGACCCUAAUGGUGACUACAUUAGGCACUUUCUGCCUGUCUUAAAAGAUAUGCCGAGGCAGUACAUAUAUGAACCAUGGAGUGCUCCUCUAAGCAUUCAGACCAAAGCAAAUUGUAUUAUUGGCAAAGACUACCCAAAGCCAGUUGUUUUGCAUGAUUCCGCGAGUAAAGAGUGCAAAAGGAAAAUGGGCGAGGCGUAUGCACUGAGCAAAGAACUGGAUGGUGUUGUUAAUGAAGAUGAUCUGAAAAUCUUGAGAAGGAAACUAGAUGAGGGUAAAGAACAAGAGACAAAAGCCAAGAGAUCUAGAAACACAUCUGGUUUAGCCUAGUGAAAUUUCACAACCUAAUUUCCCCCCGUCUCUUUCUGAUAGCUUGUUGUGGAUUUCAAGAUUAUGCAUGUUUAGAAUGUUGUUUUGCCUUUUAAUCACAUCGUUGUGUUGUAGUGAAUAGCCGCAUAUAUGCUAAUUGUAGUAGUCAGGGGAACGUUGGUAAUACCAUGAGAGGUUGUAUUCUAACUUUACAAACUAGUUAGUAUUUAGAGAAUGUUAUAAUAUUGUAUGAACAUUAAACAGGGGGACACCAUCUUUGUAAUUUUAUAGUUGUGUGUACUGUAUUCAACUGAAUUAACUUGCUUUAAUGUGGAGUAUCUUUCUUGGAUUGAUUUGACC
Molecule: messenger RNA, 2217 nt
Organism: Arachis ipaensis
Lineage: Eukaryota; Viridiplantae; Streptophyta; Magnoliopsida; Fabales; Fabaceae
Gene: UVR3
Product: DNA photolyase family protein
Biological process (GO): entrainment of circadian clock by photoperiod; circadian regulation of gene expression
Cellular component (GO): nucleus; cytoplasm
Molecular function (GO): FAD binding; DNA binding; deoxyribodipyrimidine photo-lyase activity
Source: RefSeq, a predicted model, not a curated record